AUGUUUAGCUCCACUGGCCACAUCGACACCAUCGAUAAGCGGGACUUCGAUGCGAAUCGACCACUUCUCGAAGAUGGAAACAUAGAUGGACAUAAUCAGGGACCUAGCUCAGGCGUUGGCCGGCUCAGGGCAGGAUCACACCGUUCACAACAAUCCUCACACUCUGGAUUCGGACCGACCAGUGACGACGGGCUUCUCAGCGAUGUCGUCGAUGGUAUUGUUCAACGCGAUCGACGGAAAAUGGAGAAGGAAGUAGUACGGGUCAUUAGUUUUGUUUGGGGAGUUAUAACUUGCCUGGGCGCGGGUAGCAUUACCGCUUUUUCUUUGUACGGGCACCUGUUGCUUACAAGGCUCCAUUACACCCAACUCCGGGUCAAUGCGAUAUCCAUUGCGGCUGAGAUCGCGAUGUAUUUGCUAGUUCCCUUGUUUGGGUACCUAUGCGACCGGUAUAGUCCGUCGCCGUUGUCCUUGGUUUCGGGCGUGUUGUUUGGACUUGGUUAUUUUCUCGCAGCAUUCACAUAUAAGAGCGGUCCUCCUCCAGAUUCUGGAGGGUCAGGAUGGCCGUUCUGGGUCAUGGUUGUGGCAUUCAUUGCUAUUGGAAUGGGUACAAGCUGCAUGUACCUCGCUGCCGUCGCAACCUGUGCCAAGAAUUAUGGCAGAGGAAAGCACAAGGGCAUCAUGCUUGCGCUCCCGAUUGCAGCAUUUGGGCUCAGUGGUAUGUGGCAGAGCCAGUUGGGAACCUACGUUUUGUGUGAGCGCGAUAUAGAUGGCAAGUGUGGUGACGUGGAUGUGUUCCGUUACUUCCUUUUUUUGGGAGUCAUUUUACUGGUUACUGGAUUCAUCGGCACUUUCGCAUUACGAAUUGUCGACGAUGACGAGGAGGAGAGAUAUAUCGAUGAGACUGUUGAGGAGCUGGAGCGAAGUGGGCUUCUUGAAGAAAGCGAUUUCUUCCGACCGAGGGGUGAGAUACGGUCUACCGUAGAAUACGGCACCUUCUUGGACAACGAUGAAGAGGCCCUCACUCUUUCUGGCGAAGAGCGGGAGGAGAGGCGACGAGAAAAAGAACGGGAAGAGGAGGAACGGCGAAAGAAGAACUGGCUUCUCAACUACGAGACUCGUGUGUUCCUCCUCGAUCCCACCAUGUGGUGGCUAGCCGCUGGGUUCUUCCUGGUCACCGGACCUGGCGAGUCAUAUAUUAAUAACCUCGGCACUAUCAUUCCGACUCUAACACCUCCAUCUUAUGCCCUAAAUGCGCCUCCACCAGCCGGACUUCCAUCGACUCACGUCACCACUAUCGCAUUGACCUCAACAAUUGCCCGACUGUUGACAGGGUCUCUAUCCGAUUUUUUUGCACCGGUAGCAACACAUCUCUUCCCUCCAAUUCCAGAUAGUCGCCGACACACAAUUACUACUGAAGGCAGUAACCGAACUACCCUUUCCCGAAUGAUCUUUUUGCUCCCAUCAGCCCUUCUCCUUUCUAUCGGGUAUCUUAUUCUCGCCAGUCCCCUCGCAUUAAAGGUUCCCUCUCUCUUCCAUCUGACAACCGCUCUCGUCGGCUUCGGCUAUGGAAGUGCAUUUUCUCUUACCCCGAUUAUCAUCUCUGUCGUAUGGGGCGUAGAGAACUUUGCCACGAACUGGGGUAUCGUGGCCAUGAUGCCUGCCAUCGGGGCCGCGCUGUGGGGGGUGGUAUACUCUGCCGCAUACCAAACUGCCCUCGAUGAUGGUAGUGGUAGUGAUGCCGAUGGGCAAUGCCAUGGUUGGCGUUGCUAUGGUUUCUGGGCUGUCGGUUGCACGAUCAGUGUUUGGAUUGCCAUUGUCGCUUGGCUGGCUGCUUGGAGAGGUUGGAAGCGGCGAGGUGUUGUUGUUUAA
Penicillium verhagenii is the source of this 1869-nucleotide messenger RNA. Its product is annotated as MFS transporter. Gene Ontology annotation, biological process: transmembrane transport. The transcript has 3 exons. Gene Ontology annotation, molecular function: transmembrane transporter activity. NCBI's taxonomy places the organism in Eukaryota, Fungi, Ascomycota, Eurotiomycetes, Eurotiales, Aspergillaceae. The record is from RefSeq and is a predicted model, not a curated record. Gene Ontology annotation, cellular component: membrane. Bases 1 to 1869 code for a protein of 622 amino acids.